AUGGGUUCUCCCAAACCACCACCCGAAUUCGACCGGAGAAUUCUCCACAACACCAGAACCAUAUUGAUGGAUACAUCAAAUGGGCUAUCAACAAUUGAGAUACACCCAUGGCACUUGCAUGGCCAUGAUUUCUGGGUGUUGGGUUAUGGGGAAGGAAGGUUUUCAGAGAAGGAGGUGAAGAAGUUCAACUUGAAGAAUCCACCAUUGAAGAACACAACUGUGAUCUUUCCUUACUGGUGGACUGUUGCAGAUAAUCCAGGAGUGUGGGCCUUUCAUUGUCAUAUAGAGCCUCACUUGCAUAUGGGUAUGGGUGUGGUUUUUGCUGAAGGUGUUCAUCUUGUUGGAGAGAUACCUGUUGGAGCUCUUGCUUGUGGUUUGACCGGUAAGAUGUUGAUGACCAACAAACAACACUGA
Messenger RNA from Ilex paraguariensis (yerba mate), 414 nucleotides. The record is from the annotation of a GenBank genome assembly. Lineage: Eukaryota; Viridiplantae; Streptophyta; Magnoliopsida; Aquifoliales; Aquifoliaceae.